This is a messenger RNA of Soboliphyme baturini, 392 nucleotides long. The record is from the annotation of a GenBank genome assembly. Lineage: Eukaryota; Metazoa; Nematoda; Enoplea; Dioctophymatida; Soboliphymatidae.
AUGAUGUUCGCCGUUGCGCUGAUCCCAUUCUCUUAUGGCGGCGUUAUGUUCGCCGCCUUCAUAUUCCUUGUAUUCAUGGGAAAGUCGAUGAGCCUGAGCAGCAUUCCGGAACGACCAAAGUUUUACUAUGCCAGAAAACUGAAGAACAAGAUGCGCGAUCUUGUUGAACUUAUACCGAUGUUGAACGAGUCGUACAUUCCGCCUCUGCUAUGGGGUCGCAGCGGGCAUCUGCAGACGUUUUUUUACGGCGUGCUCAACAGGGCAGACCAUUUGAAUCUUCCCAGCCAGCGUCACUAUAUCCAUCUCGACGAUGGGGCGACGGUCAGCUUUGACGUUUUUGAACCUACCGAACCAUCGGAUCAAGGUAUGGAGUCAUGUUUUUCGACUUAAAU